Messenger RNA from Anolis sagrei ordinatus, 4452 nucleotides. It is a transcript of the gene XKR7, whose product is annotated as XK related 7. Gene Ontology annotation, cellular component: plasma membrane. Gene Ontology annotation, biological process: phosphatidylserine exposure on apoptotic cell surface; engulfment of apoptotic cell; apoptotic process involved in development. NCBI's taxonomy places the organism in Eukaryota, Metazoa, Chordata, Lepidosauria, Squamata, Anolidae. The record is from RefSeq and is a predicted model, not a curated record.
UCCCCCUCCCCACCCUGGCUCUCCUCCUCCUGCUCGCCCUCCUCUCCCCCCUCCUCCCUUCCUCCUCCUCCUCCUCCUCCUCCCUCCCUCCAACAUGGCCGCGAAGUCGGACGGAGGCGCGGCUGUGGCGGUGUCGGUGGGGGCGGCGGCGACCCCUUCUCCGUCCUCCUCCUCGGUCUCUUCGGCGGCGGCGGGGCCACGCAGGGAGGGGUCCUGCUCGGGCCUCUCCCGCUCGGGCCGCCCGCCUUCCUCGGGGCCCUUUCCUCCGCUCCCUCCUUCCUUGGCAGGGGGAGGCGGGGGCACGGCUUCCCCUCCGGCGCUGCUCCUGCUCCGGGGCCACCACGCUUCUUCGUCUUCGUCCGCGGCGCUGCCUGCCUUGCCUGGGGCGGCUCCGGCUCCUCCUGCUCCCCCGGUGGCGUCUCUGUCGGGGCGCGGGUCCCGCUUCGGGGCCGGGGAGUGUGCUUGGGCGCUGGGGGCGCUGCUGGUCUUCUUCUCGGACGGGGCCAGCGACCUGUGGCUCAGCGCCCACUACUACCUCCGCGGGCAGCUCUGGUGGUUCGGCCUCACCCUCCUCUUCGUCCUCCUCCCCUCCGUCGUCGUCCAGGCCCUCAGCUUCCGAUGGUUCGUCUACGACUUCACCGCCUCCACCUCCACCGCCGCCGCCGCCACCCCCGGGACCUCCUUCUCCGCCAAGGAAGGAGCAGGCGCGCCCAAGAGAGGAGCAGGAGGAUCAGGAGGGAAAGCCGCCUUCAGCACCAAGGACAGCGCCGGAGGAGGAGGAGGAGGAGGAUGCAGCCAAGGCGCCUCGCCCGCCCCGCUCACGCCCCCUGCCGGGCCCCGCGGGUGCUGCAGGUGCUGCCUCUGGCUCCUCCAGACCCUCAUCCACCUCCUCCAACUGGGACAGGUCUGGAGGUACCUGCGGACCAUGUACUUGGGUCUUCAGAGCCGCUGGCAGUCAGAGCAUCGCCGGCGCCACUUCUACUGGAGGAUGAUGUUUGAGAAUGCGGACAUUAGUAUGCUGCGGCUGCUGGAGACCUUCCUGAAGAGCGCCCCGCAGCUGGUCUUGCAGCUGAGCAUCAUGGUGCACCAGAACUACAUUGAGCCCUUGCAGGGUCUCUCGGCCUCGGCCUCCUUGGUCUCACUCGCCUGGACACUGGCCUCGUACCAGAAGGUGCUGCGGGACUCGAGGGAGGACAAGCUGCCCAUGUCCUACAAAGGGGCAAUGGUGCAGAUCCUGUGGCACCUCUUCACCAUCGCUGCCCGAGCCAUCGCCUUCGCCCUCUUUGCCUCUGUGUUCCAGCUCUACUUCGGCAUCUUCAUCGUCACCCACUGGUGCAUCAUGACCUUCUGGAUCAUCCAAGGCGAGACGGAUUUCUGCAUGUCCAAGUGGGAGGAGAUCAUCUACAACAUGGUGGUGGGCAUCAUCUACAUCUUCUGCUGGUUCAACGUCAAGGAGGGGCGCAGCCGGUGCCGCAUGUCCAUCUACUACAUCAUCACCUUGUCGGAAAAUGCCGCCAUGACAGGGCUCUGGUACUGGCACCGGAAUGAGAGCAUCUCUGAGUCCAACGCCUUAAUCAUCGUCUGUGUUGUCACCUCCAGCUUCGCCUUAGGUGUCUUCUUCAUGUUCAUCUACUACUGCCUCUUGCACCCUAACGGAACCAUUUUCGCCACACAGAGCACGGGGUGCAUGUGCCGAGAGGAGGCCACCGCUGUACCAGGUGGCGCUGGGGACGUGGUCACCAGCCCCCCGCGCUCCUUGCCGAGGACUACAGGGGCUGAGAGGGAGGGGGUCCCUGGAGACAGAGACAGCUGCGUGCCGGUCUUCCAAGUCCGGCCCAGUGUGCCCCCCACCCCCAUGCCCCGCGCCCCACGGACAGAGGGCCCCGUCAUCCGUAUUGACUUGCCCCGCAAGAAAUACCCCGCCUGGGACGCCCACUUCAUUGACCGGCGCCUCCGGAAGACUAUCCUGGCGCUGGAGUACAGCUCACCCACCACGCCGCGGUUGCAGUACCGCAGUGUGGGGGCCUCGCAGGAGCUGCUGGAGUACGAGACCACUGUGUAAAAAGGAAAGAAAGAACACAAAAUGGGUGAAGCUCCUGGCCCUGAGUGUCAGGGUCCCUUUCCCGAAUGUGGGGUGACCCAGGCUUGGCUUCUGAGCAGCCGAGGCAAAUGGGCUACAGGAUCGGUUCUCUGGUCUAUGGGGGGCAAGAGGGUCGGGGGCCGCCACAGCAGCUGGCUGCACCCCCGCCUCUCAUUAGCAAUUUUGAUUCGUUGUUCCUCCCUGUACCGCACUGAAGACCUCCGACUACCCUCCCGUCUUUUCCUCCUCUCCCAGGUGGGCUACAAUUCUGGUGCUACUUUCCCUCUACUUGGUCAACGGGCUAGGGAAACGAGGCUACCGUCUUUCCCCAAUUUACCCCAGGUGGAUCCUCACCCUAUCUCAAACGCCAUGCAAGAGACGCGGUGCCCCACGUGUGCCCCUGUUUGCUCUGACAAAGCGGUGGCAACGGUCUCUCCCCAAAUACCUCACCUGUUACCUGAGCCAGGUAGCCGAGGCCUCUCGUUUGGAGUCCAUGGGUUUCUGCUAUUUAAGAGCCAUCACUGUAAAGGGCUGGCAGGGAAAGGGAGGGGUCCUUGUGGGGAAGCUUCGUUUAAAGUCGCAGCGUUAAUUGCCAGAUUCCAGCGGAGUGAGGACAAGGUGAUAAGCAUGUCCCACUGGGAAAGCACAGCGAGGGAGGAUUUUCCAUGCAGGACAUCAGAUCUAGUGCUCGGAAAAGAGAAAUAAUGCAGUACUCUUGGUUUUACUACCACUCUUUUCCCAUUCCUGCAGGAAAAACAGGUGCUUUGGAACUAAAGGGUGCAUCCACACAACACAAUUAUAGCACUAUGAUACCACUUGACGUGCCACAGCUCCAACCUGGGAUGAAUACUUUCAGAAGGUGCUUAGAAUUUUUUUGCUGCAGUCCAAGAGAGUGCAUUAAAGAACUACAAAUCCCAUAGCCAUCCAAGGGGCAUCGAUAUCCUAUUUCUGUGUACUGUGGAUACCUCCCAAGUGACAUACCACAUGACACAGGGUGCAUCUACACUAUUGAAUUAAUGCAGUUUGGCACCCUGUUAACUCCCACGACUCCGUUGUAAGGAAUCAGGGGAACUCUGGUUUUAUAAGAUCUUUAGCACUCUUGGCCAAAGAGUGUUGGUGCCUCGCCAGACUACAACUCUCAGGGUUCUGUAGCAUUGAGCCGUGGUAGUUAAAGUGCUAUCGAACUGGAUUCAUUCUGUAGUGUAGAUGCACCCACCGUUAUAGCACUUUGGACCUGCUUUGACCUGCUGUGACUCCAUUAUAUGGAAUUCUGGGAUUUAUAGUUUUUGAGGAGCACUAGAAAAUAAUUCUCAACACCUUGCAGAACUACAAGUCAUAGAAUCAAAAGUUGGAAGAGAUCUCAUGGGUCAUCCAGUCCAAUCCCAUUCUGCCAAGAAGCAGGAAUAUUGCAUUCAAAGCACACCUGACAGAUGGCCAUCCAGCCUCUGAUUAAAAGCUUCCAAAGAAGGAGCCUCCACCACACUCCGGGGCAGAGAGUUCCACUAAUGAACGGCUCUCACAGUCAGGAAGUUCUUCCUCAUGGUCAGAUGGAAUCUCCUCUCUUGUAGUUUGUAGUCCCAGAAGCCCAUAGAGUACUCGAAGUGAUAUCAAAGCCCUACAAUCUUAUGAGAAUGGAAAGACCUAUGGAUAGCUAUGCUAUACAUUCCUGGUACUAGUCAUCUGCAUGUCUAAGGAUGAUGGGAGUGGUGGUUGGUAGGGGAAAAUAGGACAAGUGUAAAUUGCUCGCCUCCCUAUGUUUGUUUGUUUAAAUACGUGUUUGUAAAAAAAAGAAUAAUAUUGACACUGAGGGCUUCCAGAAAGAGUGGGUCUGACCUUAAACCGAAUAGGUCGAAGAGGUGUUUUAAACUUCAGAGGGAUUCUGGGAGUUGUAGUCCCCUCUCCCCCAAAAGGUAACAUGUGCAGGUUUUAGGAUGCCAAGCCUCUCUAAUAUACCUUGCAACUUUACCUUGGGUUUUAUACUACAUUAUCUUCCCAAAAGAGGAGUGUGAAUGUGUGAGUAUGUGUGUGUAAUAUUCUAUGAUCCCUGUAUCCACUGUUUUGUUUAUCCACACCCAACAAAAUAUGGCUCAGUGCUGUGGAAUCAUGGAAGCUGUAGUUGGGUCCACAUAUAUGUUGCAGGUCCAGAUAUCAUAGAAUCCUAGAGUUGGAAGAGACCUCAUGGGCCAUCCAGUCCAACCCCAUUAUGCCAAGAAGCAGGAAAAUUGCAUUCAAAGCACCCCUGACAGAUGGCCAUCCAGCCUCUGUUAAAAGCUUCCAAAGAAGGAGCCUCCACCACACUCCAGGGCAGAGAGUUCCACUGCUGAACAGCUCUCACAGUCAGGAAGUUCUUCCUAAUGUUCACAUGGAAUCUC